This is a messenger RNA of Schistosoma turkestanicum, 628 nucleotides long. NCBI's taxonomy places the organism in Eukaryota, Metazoa, Platyhelminthes, Trematoda, Strigeidida, Schistosomatidae. The record is from the annotation of a GenBank genome assembly.
UUGGAGGUCACGAAAAUGCGUUAUCAAGCAUCGAAUUGUGCUGGAGUCUCAUUCACUGGUGCUGCAGAGGAUGGCACUCUGGUGUAUGAAAUUGAUCAUUCUGAAGAAACUAUUCUGUGUAUAUCUGAUCGCUAUCGACAUGCAACAUUCUGUGAUGUCACUCUGAUUGUUAACAAUACUCAUUUCCCCGCCAACAGAGCUAUAUUGGCAGCUCGCUCUGAAUACUUUAGAUCGUUGUUUUAUGGAGAAUUAGCUGAGUCUUCAUCCAUUGUUCAUCUGAACGAUACUAACGUGACAGCUCUCAGAAAAAUCCUACUUUACAUAUAUACGGGUGAGAUGACAUUAGAAAACAUUGAGGUCACUCUUAGCAUCCUGUGUCUCGCUCAUCAAUAUAAUCUCUGUAGUCUUGAAAAUGUCAUUUCGACCUAUUUGACACUUUCUCUCUCUGUGAAUAAUGUUUGGUGUAUCUAUGACGUAGCUGUAAAGUAUAACCUGAAUGAUCUCAUAACAAUUUGUCUAAGACUUUUAGACUGUCUUGCGCCUUCUACCUUACACAACCCAGGAUUUCUUAGGCUUUCACAGUGUAGCCAAUAAAAAGUCGAAAAUGUCUUGAAUUCGUUUACCGAGA